Entamoeba histolytica HM-1:IMSS is the source of this 1260-nucleotide messenger RNA. RefSeq lists its product as uncharacterized. The coding region runs from base 1 to 1260 and encodes 419 amino acids. The record is from RefSeq and is a predicted model, not a curated record. The transcript has a single exon. NCBI's taxonomy places the organism in Eukaryota, Evosea, Mastigamoebida, Endamoebidae.
AUGUCUUCUGGUUCUACCAAUUCUUAUCUUAACAAUAGUAAUGGUCCUGAAUUAGUAUAUGUAACUAAAAUCCCUGAAAUUAAAAGAAUGAAUUAUCCUAAUUUCUCAUUAACUAUAACCCCUCCUAAUUCAGACAUCCCUAAAAUACUUCCUUUAGUUACAAAUAUUGUUCCUAUAAUCCACAGUGAUGCUCAACAUGACUUUAAUGGAAAUACUAAUACCAGAAGUGCUAUAAAACCAUUUAAUAUUACACCAAAUAUACAAUCAAUACAAUCAAUAGAACCAAUAGACCUAAUACAACCAAUACAACCACUUUUGGUUUCUAAUCCCCAUCCAAAAUUGAACAGUGAUGCUCAACAUGACUUUAAUGGAAAUACUAAUACCAGAAGUGUUAUAAAACCAUUUAAUAUUACACCAAAUAUACAAUCAAUACAAUCAAUAGAACCAAUACAACCAAUACAACCACCUUUGGUUUCUAAUCCCCAUCCAAAAUUGAACAGUGAAAAUACUUCUAAAAGAAGAAGUAAAGAUAACAAAGGAGAUUUAGACUCUAGUGAAACUAGUUCUGAACCCCAAAAAGAUCACGACAAACAACUCACCAGUUCACAUAAAAAAGAUAAAUCCGAACAGAAGAGUGAUAAUGAAAAUAUUAAAAUUAAGUGUAUGUUUUCUGAUUUAAAAGAUGAUAAUGAAAUAUUUAAGGAUGAAGUAAUUACAUUAACACAAAAGAUCUUUAAAAAACAUGAUUUAAGACUUAACAAAGAAAAGCUAAAAACACUCUACGAGUUUAAUAACCAAUCAAGUUUGUUAUCAGCAUCAGUUAUUCAAAAUAUAUUAUAUAACAAAACUAAUGUUAUGUUUUAUUUUAUGACAGAACAAAAUCUUUAUGGUGCCUAUUUUUCAAAGUUUGGCAGUAAACCAAAUGAUGAUAAGUGGAUGGAUGACGAAAAGUAUAGAAUUUAUUCUAUCUUCAGAAAUAAGCAAUUCCAUUUACAAGAAUGGAAGAGAAAAGAGUUUCAAGACCCAGAUGAUACUUCAAAAAAUAUACUUCAUGCCUAUGGACUUUUCACUCCAUUAAACACAGAAAAAGAGGUUAUUCAAACAUAUUGUGGAAUUGUAGUUAAUAAAGACAAAAGUAUGCAAUGGGAUGAUAAUUUCGAUGAUUAUUAUGAAUGUACUGAAAGUAAAAAUCCAUUCUUUAAUACAAAAGACAAUAGAAACGAGAAAAUAGUGAAAAUUAUCAUUAUUGGACAGGCAUAA